This is a messenger RNA of Diaporthe citri, 306 nucleotides long. RefSeq lists its product as uncharacterized. Lineage: Eukaryota; Fungi; Ascomycota; Sordariomycetes; Diaporthales; Diaporthaceae. The record is from RefSeq and is a predicted model, not a curated record. The coding region runs from base 1 to 306 and encodes 101 amino acids. The transcript is spliced from 2 exons.
AUGGGAAAAGCAUCCAAACAACUCCGAGCCUUCAUCUUGGCUAUACCCGACAGCAAGCUUGAAGCCCUUCCAGGGACACCAGGGACAGUGUCAUCGGACGACAACUUCCGACUGGAUAUGCAAGGCAUGACAAGCAGCAAUCCUCAGGAAUACAACCUUCAGGUUCAGAUCAACAACGGCACUACGAUCAGUACUCUUAAAAAGCAUGCACCGGCUACUGUUGCUGGACCUGUUCUAGUGCCCUCCAAUGACCCCUGGACUGCAGAUCAAAUUAAGUCUGCACUGAUAGCCAGCAUGAAGGUCUAG